Messenger RNA from Syzygium oleosum, 4458 nucleotides. RefSeq lists its product as uncharacterized. The transcript is spliced from 9 exons. Lineage: Eukaryota; Viridiplantae; Streptophyta; Magnoliopsida; Myrtales; Myrtaceae. Gene Ontology annotation, molecular function: histone binding. The record is from RefSeq and is a predicted model, not a curated record. Gene Ontology annotation, cellular component: condensed chromosome, centromeric region. Gene Ontology annotation, biological process: mitotic chromosome condensation; meiotic chromosome condensation. The coding region runs from base 114 to 4181 and encodes 1355 amino acids.
AGCUCCCACUGAGAGAGAACACCGUCACAGACUCGCCGAGAGCGGGAAAGUUGGAAGUUUCGAAGACGACCCCAACGUCGCGAGCGGCGAUCCUCUGAGCUCCGACCACCGCCAUGGAAGAAACCCUAUCGCGAAUCAUCACCGACCUGGAAGAGCCCCACGUACCUCCGACCACCACCUCCUCCUCCCUCCUCCUCCAGCAGCCACCGCCGCUGUCCGAAUCGACGCUCUCGGACCUGCACCGCCUCGUCGGCGCGGACGAUCCGGAGCUCCUCGACCGGUUCUUCGAGGACCUCGCCUCGAGGAACCUCCCUCUGUCUUCCCUCGCGCGGCGCAUCGGUUCGACCAUGGGCUCAGGUAGCACCCCUCGCCUCUCUCUCCUAGCGUCGGACGUUUAUCUGUCUCUGCUUCUGUCGCCGAAUGCUCCCGUCUUGAGCCUCUUCGCUCCGAUGGCAUUUGUCUCUCUUCUGCAAUCCGUUCGGAAGUCCGUCAAGUCUCGGCAGGGGAUUCCCGAGAAAGAUUCUGGGAGUGGCGCGAGAGCUCCGGCUAAGCCGAAGAGGAAAGGAGGGAGGCGUGGCCCGGCAUCUAGGAAUUUGAGCCACGCUGGUAAUGAUGAUGUUGAGGAGACUGAGAUUGACGUGAGGCUUUUCUUCGAUGUGUUGGAGAAGCUGGUUUUGGUGAUGGAUUUGAUUCAUUUGGAUAGAUUUCCAGAUAGUUUGAAGUCUUUAGUACACACAGUAGCUGAACUUCCAACAAUGGUGCCUGACUCUUUCUGCAACUCGAGUGUAUAUUGCAAGCUGACUAACUUGUGUUCGCAGCUCUUAAGGGCAGCGUUGAGGCCUGAGCAUGGAGAACAGGCUAAUUCUGCUGCAGAGAUUUUGAAAUCUUUGUCUCCAUUGAUCUUGUUAGCUAAAUCAGAAGUGAGGACGUUUGCUUUGAGUUUUGUGACUAAUUGUAUGGUAGAAGCGGGGAAAGAGUGGGAAGGCCUAAGGAAAGCUGUGGUAAAUUUGCCGAAAUAUCUGGUCCAGAAGGCCCCAGAGAAGUCCGAGUUUCGUGCCUCGGCAGUGGACUCAAUAAUGGAGAUAUUUAGAGCUCUGGAACAUGGUGAUCAGGUCAGCUUUGUGGAAUAUGUGGUGAAGAUGACAGAAGGUAAAAGUAGUUUCAGGCUCUUGGCUGUUGAUCUUAUUCUCCCAAUUGUGAUGUUAUUGAAGGAUACACUUGGUGUUCGAGCGAAUGAAGUGAAUGAUUCGUGGGGGUUGAGAUGUUUGCAAGCCUUGAUUAAGCGCUGUUCCGAUUCGAACGCUGCUAUUAGAGCACGCGCUUUAUCAAAUCUAGUUCAAUUGGUAGGGUCUUUUGCACAUGAUGAUAGGAGUUGCAAGAUUCUGAAGGAAGUACUGGGGAUUGGAGAAGGAGUUGGUCAGAAAACAGAGGCCACUAUAAAUAAUCUUUUGAAGAUUCGGUGUCUGGAUGAGAAGGCAGCAGUCAGGAAGGCUGCACUUCAUCUGCUCACCAAGUUGACAUCUUUUUUCAGUGGUUCUAUUGAUGGAGUUUUGGUAAAGACAAUGGGUAUGGCUUGUUCUGAUCCGCUUGUCAGUAUAAGGAAAGCAGCAGUAUCAGCCCUCUCUGAGGCCUUCAGGAAAUUUCCAGAUGGAAUUGUAGCAACUGAGUGGUUGCAUUCUGUCCCUCGCUUAAUAAGUGACAAUGAAUCAAGCAUCCAGGAGGAAUGUGAGAACUUGUUCCUAGAACUGGUUUUAGAAAAGAUAUCAAGAGCAGGAUCAGCUGGUUCUUCUCAUAAUUACUCUGCUCCAUAUAAGUUGCACGACAAGGAAAGGGAUUUUGAAAGGCAGAUUGACUUACUAUUUCCAGAUGGAGCAUUGGCUCUUUUGCGAGAGAUUUGCAACGGUGAAGUAGUGCCUUGGAUAAAGAAGAUCUGCAAAAGUCUUGGCAAGAAAAAUCGGCUUAGGCCUGUAGUAGCUACAGCUCUUCAGAAUAUGAUUAGAGCGUCAGAGUCUCUAUGGUUAAGUCAGUCGCUGCCAAUUGAAAAGUGGACAGCUCCACAAGGUGCGUGGUUUCUUCUAUCAGAGGUGUCAGCAUUCCUUCCGAAUGCUGUUGACUGGGAAUUCCUCCAUCAUCACUGGCAACUCCUCGACAAAACUAGAUUGGGAUGUGAGAUAAAGACUCCACUUACCCAAGGAGAUUGGCAUGAAGACAAUGAUGACGUGGAACCCUACUCUGUCACUUGGGCUGGUGAUCGUGUUUUCCUCUUGCAAACAAUGUCUAAUAUUUCUCUUGAGCUGCCUUCGGACCCUGCUGCAGACUUGGCUCAUAAUUUACUGAAACGAAUUGAAGGAUUUAAUAUGCACCCAACAGAGGUCAAUGCUCAUGUAAAUGUUCUUAGAACGGUGUGCAAGCAGAAGGCUUUAAGUGUAGGAGAGGCUGACGCACUUAUUCUAAGAUGGGUAAGACAACUUCUCUCUAAAGCCACCCAAGUUAUAGAAAAGUUCCUUUCUGAGAACACACAAGCAAAUGAAGAAGGCAGCUUCUUCACACCUCCGAGAAGUGGGAAUAGAAGAGGUAGAAGAUCUAUGACGACAUCCGAAUUACUGUCACAAGCAACAAUUGCAGCUUAUACAGUUGGUUCUUUAGUUAUUGUUUGUCCUUCAGCAGACUUGAGCCAAGUGAUCCCAUUAUUGCACAAGAUCAUUACUUCUGGAGAUCGCCAUCCAAAAUCAAAGUUGUUACUGGCUCCUCAAGUUUCUCUGAAGCAGAUAGCUGGAUCAUUGUAUAUACAGGGGUGGUUAACAAUGGGAAAGAUUUGCCUUGUAGAUGGGAAAAUUGCAAAGCGUUAUAUACCCCUGUUUGUGCAGGAGCUUGAGAAAAGUGAUUCUGCCGCUCUUAGGAACAAUCUUGUUGUGAUGAUGGCGGAUUUUUGCGUUCGUUACACUGCUUUAAUUGAUUGUCACAUAGCAAAGAUCACAAGGUGUCUGGGUGAUCCGUGCGAACUUGUCAGGAGGCAGACUUUCAUACUUCUGUCAAGAUUGCUCCAGAGGGACUAUGUGAAAUGGAGGGGAGUGCUCUUUCUUCGAUUUCUUUUGUCUCUGGUGGAUGAAUCUGAAAAGAUCAGAGAACUUGCUGAUUUUCUCUUUGGAAAUAUUCUAAGAGUCAAAGCACCACUUUUAGCUUAUAACAGUUUUGUGGAAGCAAUUUUUGUUCUGAAUGAUUGCCGUGCACACGGUGGACAUUGUAGUUCACAGAGUUCGCAGUCUGAGAGCCGGCUAUUUUCCAUAAGGGGCAUCGAUGAAAUUUCAAGGUCCAAGAGAAUGCGCAUUUACACUUGUUUGCUGAAACAAAUGGCCCCCGAGCACUUGUUGGCCACAUUUGCCAAGAUUUGUGCAGAGAUACUUGCAGCGGCAUCUGAUGGUAUGCUCAAUAUCGAAGAUGCUACUGGACAGUCAGUUCUACAGGAUGCUUUUCAGAUUCUUGCUUGCAAGGAGAUCCGCCUCCCGACAAGCCGGAAUUCCACAUUAGAGUCUCCCGAAAUGGAUGAAGAAAGCAAUGGUUCUGGUGGAACAUCGGCUGCGGCUGCUAAGGGACGGGUGAUAAGUCAAGCAGUAAGAAAGAGCCUCAUACAAAACACCAUUCCCAUUUUCAUAGAGCUGAAGAGACUACUAGAGAGCAAGAACAGCCCCCUCACGGGUUCCCUCAUGGAUUGCCUCCGUCUCCUCCUCAAGGACUACAAGAAUGAGAUAGACGACAUAUUGGUUGCCGAUAAGCAGCUCCAAAGAGAGCUCUUGUAUGACAUGCAGAAACAUGAAUCUGCAACGGCCAGAUCAGAAGCUGCAGAGGCCGUUGCUGUAAUGGAAAAAUCAGGGAAUAAUCAUACGCCUCAGGCUUCCAACGCUCCCAGGGGAAUGUCACGCCAGAACAAGUCCUCUAACGAGUUGCAGAGCAAUUCUAGAGUGGCUUCGGCUCUGGCAGACGCCGCAGCCGAGGCCACAGCGCGGUCUGUGCUCAGGGAAGUAAACAGAGGGACUUCCACGCCACCUCUGAGUUCUCUCAAAGUGCCCAAGGUCAGGUCUUGCAAUGGAGCGACACGCAGUAGGGGCGCUCCAAGCAAUCGUCCCCGAGAAGUACUGGAAUCUUUGAGAAGGCAACCCUUUGGUUCUGAUGACGAAGGUUAGAGCCCGCGAAUGAAUCAUGUGCUGUUCUGCUUUACCUGAAAAUGAAAGCCAUUGUAAAUUGUCUAGAUGUGCAGUCUGUACCAUGAGCAAGUUUGUAAUGCGUCAAUACAUUCGUGGUGUCGUAUUGGAUUAAGCAUAGGGUGUACUAUGCAUACUUUCAAUUUUACAGCACCACUUUACACAUUUUGGGAAUGUUUAUAGAAUCGGCCGUGAACUUUGACUUCAAUGUACAGUUUGUCUUACACUUUAUUUGGGUCAAGUCGAUUAUUUUAUGGCG